AUGACGAAGCCCCUCCUCUCGCUUCUUUCGAUUCGAGAUGAUUCCCUCCGGGCAUUCCUUCCUGGCCGUCUUUGGAUUCGUGGGGCCUCGAAUGCUCUGCGACUCGUGUGGAAGAUUCGAACUCCGACGUGGCGACUUCGACUUUCAGAGUCGCUGAUUCGCAUGCACACCGUCGAUCAAGUGCAGGGAAAUGAGCCUCGCCGAAUUUCCGGGUUUUCUUUCCUGGAUCGGGACCGGAUCGGGACCGGAUGGGGUCCGGAUCGGGUCCGGAUCGAGAUUCUCCCGAGUAUCGAAAGAAAAAGAGGAAAAAAGUGGGAGCGAGACGAGAUCAUCGAGGAGACACGUCUCGCAUCAAUUAUCAAGAUGGCGAGAAAGACUCCAAAAGUUCGAGCCAGCAAGGGAAAGCGGUGGGCCAAAGGAAGCAGCAGCAGCUGUAAUCCAGAGACGAAAAAGUUUCGCCAGGCUGCUAGAGGACGAUUGCCAUCAGUCCCAACUGGAGUGGAAUGCACAUAUUUGCUCACCAAGGCAAUGUUGGAAUUUGACGAGGAGAAAUCUGUGUCUGCAAUGGAACAGCGUUACCUCCUGUCAUUUGCAAUUGUCCGGUUUGUGAAUCUGGUCACAAGUUUAUACCAGAAGCAUGAGAAACAUGCAAUCCAUCGAGUUGGGGAGACAAUUGGCAUUCCUUAUUGGUUGGUGGAAUUGAGACAUGAGGUCUCUCAUUCACGUCUCCCUGGAUUGGAAGUGCUGAAGAUGGCUGUGGAGUUCUGUCUACAAUGGCUUCGAGUUGUCUAUUGGGAAAGUGAAUCAAAGUUUUUGGCUGAAUUACUGCAAGAGAAUCCAACGGGAAAUUACUUGAAGUCAGAGGAACUGGUGGAUGAGAGACCUGCUGUAGCCAUCAGGGUCUAUAAGGAGAAUCGAAUUAGGUUUCUCAAGACUCUCACCUCCACAUCUGAUGGUCAUAUGAACAUGCAGAGGCUCAAGCGCAAGAAACAAGGCAAAGGUCUACUUCCUUCAGGUGCACUCGAGUUGGCCACUCUCCGAUCAUUCAUCUCUACUCGUCCUGCCCUUGUUGCUGAUGCUCUUGUAGCUGAAGGAAACCUGCUCCCUCUUAAAAAUGCCUAUCCUUGUGUUCGAGAGUACCUAAAGCAGGAUGGCACAUCUGUCCAGCCAGAUUGGAUCAGCCUAUGGGAACCCCUCAUCUCCAUAUUUCUGGAAGAAGGAAAGGCAAAUGUGUUGCUGGAAUCCUUAUUAUCAGAACACAUGGUCAGGAAUUCUCUACAGGCCCAGAUUUGUACUAAUUGGGCCAUAUGGAUCCUGGGAAAACUGGAGGAGAAAGCAAAUGAUUCUCCACCCAAGAAAUGUCAGAAGAUAGAGGGGCAUCAUGGAUUUAGUUUAUAUGUCUGGAAUGGUCUCCUUAGGAUGGCUUCUCACAUCCCCAACCUUAGCACCUCAACCCUGAUUUCAAAAUUGAGCAGGGCUACUGAUUUGCCAAAGGAGAAGGUCAGAUUUCUGGAAGAAGUCAUUAACUUGUAUACCAGAGCCACUUCAAAGGACGAAACAUCUUUCAGUGACACAUGUGCCAUGGGUGCAACCUCAGUUGAGGGUGUGCUUGGUGCUUGGGAACUUUGCUCUGGUGAAGGUGAUUGGUCCAGUUGCCCAAUUGGACUCCUCCCUCAUCAGACUUACAAUCACCUUGAGAUGUCCAAGCUAAGUGAAUGAGUUCAUUUGUUUGCAUAGGAAGUCACCCUCCCUAAUUUGUGAGAUACUUUGUGAUAUUUCCAGGAAUAAAUAUUGUUGGCAGGGUUUCUCAUAAACA
Darwinula stevensoni is the source of this 1816-nucleotide messenger RNA. Lineage: Eukaryota; Metazoa; Arthropoda; Ostracoda; Podocopida; Darwinulidae. The record is from the annotation of a GenBank genome assembly.